CUCUGCCGCGACGCGCCACCCUCGCGCCAACGCGGCGCUGCCGAGCCCGACCCACUCGCCCCGCGCCGCUCCCGCGGGAGCGCAAGUCGCUUACGUCACUGCGGAGUCGCACGGAGCGGCGGCGGCGGCCCGCGGUCUCGGCCGGCGGCCGCGGCUCGUCCGGUAUCGAUCCUCUCCCGCUGCAGGACGACCCUACCGACGCGAUACGACCGACUUUAUAACCGAGUAAAUAAAACAAACCGAAGUCGUGGCGGGUGCAGCCGGGCCGAGUCCCCCGUGAGGCGGCGCGGAUGCGGGCGCGCGGCGAGGCGUGCCUCGCGGGCGCGCGCGCCUGACGCGAGCCCGCGCACACCCAGGAGGCGGCGCUGAGCGCGCGCGAUGCCGGGCGGGCGCCGGGGGCUGGUGGCCCCGCAGAACACCUUCCUCGAGAACAUCAUCCGCCGCUCCUCCAGCCAGCCAGACAGCAGCUUCCUGCUGGCCAACGCGCAGAUCGUGGACUACCCCAUCGUGUACUGCAACGAGACGUUCUGCAAGAUGAGCGGCUACAACCGCGCCGACGUCAUGCAGAAGUCGUGCCGGUGCACGUGGAUGUACGGCGAGCUGACGGAGAAGGAGGCGGUGGAGCGCGUGGACCGCGCGCUCGACCACCACCUCGCCGACCAGUUCGAGAUCCUGCUCUACAAGAAGAACCGCACGCCGCUGUGGCUGCUGGUGCACGUGGCGCCCAUCCGCAACGAGCGCGAGCUGGUGGUGCUGUUCCUGCUCACGUUCCGCGACAUCACGGCGCUCAAGCAGCCCAUCGACGCCGACGACCCCAAGGGAGGUCUGUCCAAGUUCGCGAAGCUGGCGCGCAGCGUGACGCGCUCGCGCUCCGUGCUGGUGUCGGCGCUGCCGGCGCUCAAGGAGCCGGCGCGCACGAGCCAGCUGGCGCACGUGAUGUCGCUGUCGGGCGACGUGCUGCCGCAGUACCGCCAGGAGGCGCCCAAGACGCCGCCGCACAUCCUGCUGCACUACUGCGCCUUCAAGGCCAUCUGGGACUGGAUCAUCCUGUGCCUCACGUUCUACACGGCCAUCAUGGUGCCGUACAACGUGGCCUUCAAGAACAAGACCAGCGAGGACGUGUCGCUGCUGGUCAUCGACUCCAUCGUGGACGUGGUGUUCUUCAUCGACAUCGUGCUCAACUUCCACACCACGUUCGUGGGCGCGGGCGGCGAGGUGGUGAGCGACCCCAAGGUCAUCCGCCGCAACUACUUCAAGUCGUGGUUCCUCAUCGACCUGCUGUCGUGCCUGCCCUACGACGUGUUCAACGCCUUCGACCACGACGAGGACGGCAUCGGCAGCCUGUUCUCGGCGCUGAAGGUGGUGCGCCUGCUGCGCCUCGGGCGCGUGGUGCGCAAGCUGGACCGCUACCUGGAGUACGGCGCCGCCAUGCUCAUCCUGCUGCUGUGCUUCUACAUGCUGGUGGCGCACUGGCUGGCGUGCGUGUGGUACAGCAUCGGCCGCUCCGACGCCGACUCGGGCCUGCAGUACUCGUGGCUGUGGAAGCUGGCCAACGUCACGCAAAGCCCCUACGCCUACGUGUGGUCCAACGAGUCGGACGGGCCCGAGCUGGUCAACGGCCCGUCGCGCAAAACCAUGUACGUCACGGCGCUGUACUUCACCAUGACGUGCAUGACCUCCGUGGGCUUCGGCAACGUGGCCGCCGAGACCGAUAACGAGAAGAUCUUCACCAUCUGCAUGAUGAUCGUGGCAGCGCUGCUGUACGCGACCAUCUUCGGCCACGUGACCACCAUCAUCCAGCAGAUGACGUCGGCCACGGCCAAGUACCACGACAUGCUCAACAACGUGCGCGAGUUCAUGAAGCUGCACGAGGUGCCCAAGGCGCUGAGCGAGCGCGUCAUGGACUACGUGGUGUCCACGUGGGCCAUGACCAAGGGGCUGGACACGGACAAGGUGCUCAACUACUGCCCCAAGGACAUGAAGGCCGACAUCUGCGUGCACCUCAACCGCAAGGUGUUCAACGAGCACCCCGCCUUCCGCCUGGCGUCCGACGGCUGCCUGCGCGCGCUGGCCAUGCACUUCCACAUGUCGCACUCGGCGCCCGGCGACCUGCUGUACCACACGGGCGAGUCCAUCGACUCGCUGUGCUUCAUCGUCACCGGCAGCCUCGAGGUCAUCCAGGACGACGAGGUGGUGGCCAUCCUGGGCAAGGGCGACGUGUUCGGAGACUCGUUCUGGAAGGACAGCGCCGUGGGGCAGUCGGCCGCCAACGUGCGCGCGCUCACCUACUGCGACCUGCACACCAUCAAGCGCGACCGCCUGCUCGAGGUGCUGGACUUCUACCAGGCCUUCGCCAACAGCUUCGCGCGCAACCUCACGCUCACCUACAACCUGCGCCACCGCCUCAUCUUCCGCAAGGUGGCCGACGUGCGCCGCGAGCGCGAGCUCAUGGAGCGCCGCAAGCGCGAGCCGCAGCUGGAGCAGGCGCAGGACCACCUCGUGCGCAAGAUCUUCUCGCGCUUCCGCCGCGAGCGCAGCGUGGCCGCCGCGCCGCCGCGCGCCGCGCCGCCCGCCGCGCCGCCCGCCGCGCCGCCCGCCGCGCCCACGCCGCUCGACGCCGAGCGCGGCGACGAAGACGCGCGCGGCGGUGCGGGCGCGGCGCGCGGCAAGUGGGGCCGGCUGCUGGCGGGCGGCUCGCUGGACGCGGCCGACGCGCCGCGCGCCGCCUUCGCGCGCUCGCUCAGUGCGCGCGGUGCCGCGCCCGACACGCGCGUCGCCGCCUCGGCGCUCAAGACUGCGUUCGGGCGCGGGCGCGCGGGCAGCGUCCUGGGCGCGGCCCCGCGGCGCGAGCCCAUCGACGAGGAAGUAGACGACCGCAAGGCGAGCAUCCCGCCCGCCCCCGCACAGCCCGCGCCCGCGCCGCCCGCCGCCGCGCCCGCCCCCGCGCCCGCGCCCGCCCCCGCGCCGCCCGCCGCGCCCGCGCCGUCGCCGCACGACGCCGCGCUGGCGGAGCUGCGGCGCGACGUGCGCAACGAGGUGCAACGACUGCAGCAAAAGGUUUCAUCGCGAUGUUCAAAAACUUCAUUUUGUAUCGAUCGCGGUAUUUGUGAUCCUUAUUUUAUUCACCACUCCAUUUCUUGAAUUCACUGACUCAGAAAACGUUCGGAAAUUUUGC
Molecule: messenger RNA, 3175 nt
Organism: Maniola jurtina (meadow brown)
Lineage: Eukaryota; Metazoa; Arthropoda; Insecta; Lepidoptera; Nymphalidae
Gene: eag
Product: potassium voltage-gated channel protein eag
Exons: 11
Coding region: 379-3141 (920 amino acids)
Biological process (GO): potassium ion transmembrane transport; regulation of membrane potential
Cellular component (GO): membrane
Molecular function (GO): voltage-gated potassium channel activity
Source: RefSeq, a predicted model, not a curated record